This is a messenger RNA of Halteromyces radiatus, 606 nucleotides long. RefSeq lists its product as uncharacterized. The record is from RefSeq and is a predicted model, not a curated record. The coding region runs from base 1 to 606 and encodes 201 amino acids. The transcript has 4 exons. NCBI's taxonomy places the organism in Eukaryota, Fungi, Mucoromycota, Mucoromycetes, Mucorales, Cunninghamellaceae.
AUGUCAAGAAUCAUUUUCUAUCCCUCAAAAAUCAAUUGUCCUCUUUAUUCUAUUCUUUAUUCUAUUCUCAAAUUUUCGGAUGACAAGAAAAAGUUUGAAAUAUUCGUGGAUGAUAUCAUUCUCAAUAACGUUAUUAUCAGCAAUCAGAAUCAAGAAGUGCGCCCCAUAUGCGACGAACGAAAUAAAAAUGGUGCUCACCUGGACGACCAUAUCAGAAAAUCACUUCCAAACUCAACAGUCAGUUUUAAGUGCAGGUUCUGGUGUGACCUUUCCAAUUCAAGAGAAAGAUCGAAAACCAAGGAGAUCAAUUUCCAACUAAGUCUCAACAACACCUACAGAGUUGUCAACGUCCAAUCGAGUGUCAACUGCAGAAUCUUCAGCAGCGCUGGAAAUACCACCCCUUAUGACGGCAUGAGCAUCAACUAUUCAAGGCUGGAGGCAAGGACAGUUCCUGAUUUCGAUAUAGACUUGUGGCACCAAUCUACUGCGGUGAACAAACAGAUACAAAUAAUAUCGUCGAUCACAUUGAUGGCCAACGCAAUAACAAAAAUAUCUCGAAUUUAUGGUGAACAAUCUCAAAAACUGGCUCCAAAACGACAGCAAUGA